Molecule: messenger RNA, 2503 nt
Organism: Xenopus laevis (African clawed frog)
Lineage: Eukaryota; Metazoa; Chordata; Amphibia; Anura; Pipidae
Gene: arfip2.L
Product: arfaptin-2
Exons: 9
Coding region: 174-1274 (366 amino acids)
Biological process (GO): regulation of Arp2/3 complex-mediated actin nucleation; intracellular protein transport; intracellular protein localization
Cellular component (GO): cytosol; trans-Golgi network membrane; Golgi apparatus
Molecular function (GO): phospholipid binding; phosphatidylinositol-4-phosphate binding; protein domain specific binding
Source: RefSeq, a predicted model, not a curated record
CCAGGGUAACUGAGCUCGCGCGAGAGUCACGUGAGUGUCACAACGCUGUCAUGUGACCCUUUGGUUUCACGUGACCGGGGCAGCGAGUGAGGGGACGGGAAGAGCCGAGGUAUUGGGCAGCGCUGGGGGAGGAGGAACCGGAGGGCUCAACGCACCGGAAAUCCCGGGUGACUAUGAUAACAAUGUCUGAUGGAAUGAUGAGCAAAGCUGCCACUAUGGAAAUUGCCAUCAGCAGGAAUGGGGUGUCUGGGGCCCUGGACGAGAGUCUGGAGCAGGAUCUGCAGCAGGUUAUGGUUUCUGGUCCCAAUCUCAAUGAGACGAGUAUCGUAUCGGGGGGUUAUGGUGGCACAACAGAGGGGAUCAUUCCCACGGGUGCAAUGAAAGGACCGGCGGUGCAGUUUAACCCCAACUACAUUGGAGUGCGGCCCCCACAUGCACAGACACAAGGGGCCAUGUCUCAGCAGUGCUCCUCACACUCGGCUCUCACCGCCGAGGAACUCAACAGAGGUUUAGCUGUGGAGAAGUUUGAUCUUGUGAAGAAGUGGGGAAUAAACACUUAUAAAUGCACCAAGCAGAUGAUCUCUGAGCGCUUUGGCCGGGGCACUCGCACUGUCGACCUGGAGCUGGAAACUCAGAUAGAGCUUCUGAGGGACACCAAGCGCAAGUACGAGGGGGUCCUACACCUGGCCCGGGCCCUCACUGCUCACUUCUACAGCCUGGUGCAGACUCAGAGGGCCCUCGGUGAUGCCUUCUCUGACUUGAGCCAGAAGUCCCCUGAACUGCAGGAGGAGUUUGGGUACAACGCAGAGACCCAGAAACUGCUGUGUAAGAACGGGGAGACGCUCCUCGGGGCGGUCAAUUUCUUUGUGUCCAGUAUCAACACUCUCGUUAAUAAAACCAUGGAGGACACGUUGAUGACUGUCAAACUGUAUGAGACUGCAAGACUGGAGUUUGAUGCUUAUCGGGCCGACCUGGAGGAGCUGAGUUUGGGGCCGCGGGAUUCAGCCACAUUGUGUCGUAUGGAGGUCGCACAACAGAACUUCCAGUCGCACCGCGUGAAAUACGAGAAGCUGAGGGGGGACGUCACUAUCAAACUGCGCUUCCUGCAGGAGAACAAGGUGAAAGUGAUGCGCAAGCAGCUCCUGCUCUUCCAUAAUGCCAUCUCCUCGUACUUCGCUGGCAAUCAGCAGCAACUGGAGGCCUCCCUGCAGCACUUCAACAUCAAGCUCAGCAGUCUGGCCACUGACAAGCCCUCCUGGCUGGAGGAACAGUGACCGGGACAGCAGGAGGGGCGCUUAUUUAUACAGCUGUGUGUGUCUGUACAUGUGUGUGUGUGUGUGUGACACUCCCUAUAUAUGUCUGGCCAUGUCUGUGACACACAUCUGCACCUGAGUGUGAGUGCAUGUAUCUGGGGUACACUCAAUGAUUUCUUAGUCUCUGUACAUAUGCCUGGGCAUGUGAGUGGGACCAAGUGAGUGUGUCUGUGUGUUUUCAGUAUGUGAGUGACACUCCAUCUGAUUGUGAGUAUGACUGUGUGUGUGAAUAAGACUUAAUGCUUGUCUCUGAGCAUGUGAGUGACACUCUGUAUGUGUGUGUGUGUGUUAUGUGUGAGACUACAACACUCCAUAUGUCUCCAUAGUUUAUCUGUGUGAGUGACACUUGGUAUGUUAGUCUGGCUGUGUGUGUGACAUUCAGUAUGUAAGUGUGGGUGUGUGAGUGACACUCAGUAUGUAAGUGUGGGUGUGUGAGUGAGACUCGGUAUGUAAGUGUGGGUGUGUGAGUGAGACUCAGUAUGUAAGUGUGGGUGUGUGAGUGAGACUCAGUAUGUAAGUGUGGGUGUGUGAGUGAGACUCAGUAUGUAAGUGUGGGUGUGUGAGUGGGACUCAGUAUGUAAGUGUGGGUGUGUGAGUGAGACUCAGUAUGUAAGUGUGGGUGUGUGAGUGGGACUCAGUAUGUAAGUGUGGGUGUGUGAGUGAGACUCAGUAUGUAAGUGUGGGUGUGUGAGUGACACUCAGUAUGUAAGUGUGGGUGUGUGAGUGAGACUCAGUAUGUAAGUGUGGGUGUGUGAGUGAGACUCAGUAUGUAAGUGUGGGUGUGUGAGUGGGACUCAGUAUGUAAGUGUGGGUGUGUGAGUGGGACUCAGUAUGUAAGUGUGGGUGUGUGAGUGACACUCAGUAUGUAAGUGUGGGUGUGUGAGUGAGACUCAGUAUGUAAGUGUGGGUGUGUGAGUGGGACUCAGUAUGUAAGUAUGGGUGUGUGAGUGAGACUCAGUACAUUGGGUAGGGGUGUCAGGCUAAUUACUGGGGGUGUAAGGAUGAAUACACACACACAUUACUACACUACUAGUGAGAAUUGGCUCUACUAAGACACUACAUCCCUUAUGUAAUAAAAGGCACUACAUUUAUGCAGGUGCUGUAGCCCAUAGCAACCAAUAGUGUGUGUUUUUAAGCAGGUGACCUGUAAAUGCUGCCUGCUGAUUGGUUGCUAUGGGUGACUACUCCAG